Vanessa tameamea is the source of this 1817-nucleotide messenger RNA. It is a transcript of the gene CYP49A1, whose product is annotated as probable cytochrome P450 49a1. The transcript is spliced from 13 exons. The coding region runs from base 151 to 1776 and encodes 541 amino acids. NCBI's taxonomy places the organism in Eukaryota, Metazoa, Arthropoda, Insecta, Lepidoptera, Nymphalidae. The record is from RefSeq and is a predicted model, not a curated record. Gene Ontology annotation, molecular function: iron ion binding; oxidoreductase activity, acting on paired donors, with incorporation or reduction of molecular oxygen; monooxygenase activity.
UGCGAAAUACUAACACAAUACAAUUUUUUUUAUGUCCUAAAAUAAUUCGUGUGUGUAACUGUUAUUUGUGUGUUGCAAACUAUAAUAAGGAAAUUUAUUAUUUUAUGCUGUGGUAUGUGUUUAAUUUAAGUGAAUCCAAAGUAGCUUACAAUGAGACGUCGAGCGUUCGUCGUGAAAUGGCCCCUCGAGCGCCUCAGUGCUCGGAGCCUGGGAACUUCAAAUGUCGCGAAACAAGCGGCUGAUACUUCAGAUAUAGGGAACCUUUCCACCCGGCCUCCAGCUUGUCCUGCUCAGGGCCAACGAUCCAGAUCGACGCAUGCUGUUGCCUCUGUGUUGGAAUCUUUAGGGCCUGCUGUAAAGUCCUGGGAUGAAGUACCUGGACCAAAGCCGCUUCCUUUAUUGGGGAACACUUGGAGAUUCAUUCCUUAUAUAGGUGGUUAUUCAGUGGAGCACGUGGAUCAAGUAUGCCUUUCGUUACGAAAGCAAUAUGGCAAAUGUGUCAAAAUGGCCGGACUACUGGGAAGACCAGACAUGCUCUUUGUCUUUGAUGCUGGAGAAGUUGAAAGGGUCUUCCGAGGAGAAGACGCUGCUCCCCACAGACCUUCGAUGCCGUCGUUAAAUUACUACAAACAUGAGUUGAGGAAAGAUUUCUUCGGAGCUGAAAAACAUUGUGCUGGAGUUAUUGCCGUACACGGUGAUUCCUGGGCUGCAUUCAGAACAAAAGUCUCUCGAGUGGCCUUAAGUACUGGUGCUGCAGCGCAGUAUACUGAACAGGUCGGAGAAGUAGCAGAUGCUUUUGUUAACAGGGUGCGAGAAAUAAGAAAUAGUGAAUCAGAAACGCCAAGCGAUUUCCUAAAUGAAGUUCACAAAUGGUCCCUGGAAUCUUUAGGAUUAAUAGCAUUAGAUACGAGGCUGGGAUGUUUUGAGUCACGCGAAGGUUCAGAAAGUCAGCGUUUAAUAGAUGCUGUCAACACAUUCUUUCUUUGCGUUGGAGAAUUGGAAUUGCGGGCUCCGUGGUGGAGAAUAUAUCCGACCACAAUGUUCAAGAAAUAUGUUGCCGCUUUGGACACUAUACUGAGUGUUACACUAUCGCACGUAGAGCGAGCGUUGCAAGAAUGUAGAGACAAUGAUAGCAAAUCACUCUUACAAGAUUUAGUGGCUGCUGCUGGACCAAGAGUUGCAGCUGUGACAGCACUCGAUAUGUUCCUAGUGGGUAUUGACACGACAUCAAAUGCAGUAGCUUCGACUCUAUAUCAAUUAUCACAAAGGCCAGACGUUCAGGAUAAGCUAUAUAAAGAAAUAUCAAGUGUUUUAAAAGGCAGACCCCUGAGAGCUGGCGAUGUGGCUCAGAUGCCAUAUUUAAAGGCCUGUAUUAAGGAAGUCCUAAGAAUGUAUCCAGUUGUCAUUGGUAAUGGCCGACAGUUGACCAAAGACACGAUUAUCUGUGGCUACAAUAUACCUAAAGGUACACAAGUAAUAUUCCAACAUUAUGUGAUGGCUAACAGCGAAGAAUAUUUCUCUAAAGCAUCAGAAUUUCGUCCUGAACGUUGGUUACAACGUUCCACAUACAAACAUCACGCGUUUGCGUCUCUUCCGUUCGGUUUCGGGAAACGAAUGUGCCUCGGACGAAGAUUUGCGGAAUUAGAAAUGCAAAUUGUUAUUUGUAAGAUGGUGAAUUCAUUUAAAAUGGAGUAUCAUCACGAGCCGCUUGAAUAUCACGUACAUCCCAUGUACACGCCAAACGGUCCCAUUCGGAUAAAAUUGAUCGACCGGUGAACAUCUGCGUAUUAAAUAUAUAUGUACAUAUGUUAUUCAUA